Messenger RNA from Penicillium crustosum, 2004 nucleotides. Its product is annotated as F-box/WD repeat-containing protein. The coding region runs from base 1 to 2004 and encodes 667 amino acids. Gene Ontology annotation, molecular function: protein binding. The transcript has 4 exons. Lineage: Eukaryota; Fungi; Ascomycota; Eurotiomycetes; Eurotiales; Aspergillaceae. The record is from RefSeq and is a predicted model, not a curated record.
AUGGACUCCCAUCGGGCAUCAUUCAGCGACGUGAGAGAUGGGUCGAAUGCGCACACAUCAGACCAGUUAGACAGUCAUAACCAACCAUCGCACGACCCAGUCACAAAUUUUUCCAGCACCCCAUCCAGAUCACUCAGCAAUAAGACAACCGUCACUCCUUUACCCGCCAACCUACUUCCUUCAGCGCCCGCAUCACCCCCGACACCCGCACCCAGCCCUACCCCCCAUCAGCGACCACCAACUUGGCACUCAACCGACGAUGAAGAAACCAGCUUUUUGUUAAACCUUCGAAUUCACUUCAGCACUCUAUCCAACGCCCGAAAACAGAAACUCCUGGAGGGUCUUCUGGACGUAUGCGACAGCCAGCAGCUGAGCUUUGUGUCGAGUUACGUCGGUCCUCGAUUGAGGAAAGACCCAUUUCAGGUUUUUCCUAAUGAGCUAUGCUUAAGAGUUCUCUCCUUCAUCGACGACCCCAAGACACUCGCCCGAGCUUCACAAGUAUCACGGCGUUGGCGAGAACUACUAAAUGAUGACAUCACAUGGAAAAACCUUUGCGAGAAACAUGCCUAUUCGGUGCGGCGGGUGCUGGAAGAUGAAGGGGACCUCGUCGACCCUUUCACCGCCCAUCCCGUAGACUCGGCCUCUGGCGCACGCACCUUCGGCGGGUUGCAGCGGCGCUUGACCGCGUCAAAUGGCCACGCCACCGAGAGCGCACCGGACCUUCCCCGCACGCUUUCUGGAGAAUGGUUGCCUCCGACAAGCUUCUCCCGAAGACGUCGGACCCGGCCCGUUUCGUACCGUUCACAGUUCAAGCAAAAAUACAUGGUUGAGUCGGCGUGGACCAAAGGUGGUCGCUGCACCCAGCGCCAUAUCACCCCUGACCAGGGUGUGGUGACAAGUCUUCAUCUCACUCCGAAAUACAUUGUCGUCGCGCUAGAUAAUGCGAAGAUCCACGUCUACGAUACUAACGGUGACAACCAAAAGACGCUUCAAGGCCAUGUUAUGGGAGUAUGGGCGAUGGUCCCGUGGGAUGACAUUUUGGUCAGCGGAGGCUGCGAUCGCGAAGUUCGAGUAUGGAACAUGGCUACUGGGGCGGGGAUCCAUCUCCUUCGGGGCCACACAUCAACCGUCCGUUGUCUGAAGAUGUCGGAUCGGAAUACAGCCAUCUCAGGAUCCAGAGACACCACCCUUCGGAUAUGGGAUCUGGCUACAGGGACAUGUCGCAACGUCCUCGUCGGACAUCAAGCCAGCGUGCGGUGUCUAGCCAUUCAUGGUGAUCUGGUUGUGUCGGGCAGUUAUGAUACGACUGCGCGGAUAUGGAGCAUAUCUCAAGGACGCUGUCUUCGCACGCUUUCAGGACAUUUCAGCCAAAUAUACGCUAUUGCCUUUGAUGGCCGGCGGAUCGCGACGGGAAGUUUAGAUACUAGCGUCCGGAUCUGGGACCCGCAUUCUGGGCAAUGCCAUGCAAUUUUACAAGGUCAUACAUCUUUGGUUGGUCAGCUACAAAUGCGGGACGACACGCUAGUCACAGGUGGCUCGGACGGCUCUGUCCGCGUUUGGUCACUGACCAAGAUGGCGCCGAUUCACCGUCUUGCGGCGCACGAUAACAGUGUCACCAGUCUUCAGUUUGAUAAGACCCGCAUUGUUAGUGGUGGCAGCGAUGGCCGUGUCAAGGUUUGGAACCUACAGACAGGGCAGCUGUUGCGGGAGCUUUCUACUCCGGCCGAGGCGGUUUGGAGGGUUGCUUUUGAGGACGAAAAAGCAGUAAUUAUGGCGAGCCGGUCUAAUCGCACGGUUAUGGAGGUCUGGUCUUUCUCUCCACCGCCAGAAGAUUACGAUGAUACAGCCAUUGGGAGUGCUUUAAGCACUCCAGGCAUAAGCUCUGUUGAUGACCGCGAGCUGGCCGUUCCAACUCGGCGUCGAACUCUCUGUUCCGUUCCCCCACCACAGAUCCCAUUAGGCACUGAUAGUGAUGCACUUAUGCCAGACGCACCCUCCUCCUAA